ACACUGGAGUUCUUGAUGGCCGAUGCCAUCGAGAAUGGAGCUGAUUGUGUCAUUACGGCGGGAGGGAUCCAGAGUAAUCACUGUCGUGCUACUGCUGUUGCUGCUAGAUAUCUAAAUCUUGGUUGCUAUCUGAUACUACGCACUUCCAAGGCUCUAGUGGAGAAGGAUCUAGGCUUGGUUGGCAAUCUCCUUGUCGAACGAUUAGUUGGUGCUCAUAUUGAUCUUGUUUCCAAGGAGGAAUAUGCUAAGAUAGGCAGUGUGACUCUUGCUGACUUGCUAAAGAAGAAGCUAAUGAAGGAAGGGAGAAAUCCAUAUGUUAUUCCUCUUGGUGGGUCAAACUCUUUGGGGAUUUGGGGCUAUAUUGAAGCAAUAAGUGAGAUUGAGCAGCAAAUUCAAAGCAAUUGUGGUGUACCUCAAUUUGAUGACAUUGUUGUUGCAUGUGGCAGUGGUGGAACAAUGGCUGGACUUUCUCUGGGAUCAAAACUGAGUAACUUGAAGGCAAAAGUUCAUGCAUUUUCUGUAUGGGACGAUCCCAAUUAUUUCUACAACUUUGUUCAAGGUCUGAUUGAUGGUCUUGGAGCUCGUUCUGAUGCACAUGAUUUAGUUGAAAUUCAGGAUGAGUUUAAGGUUUCUUGAUCAACAAUUCAUUUUGUUGAUGAACUGUUUUUAUUAUCUCAAUAUUAAUAUUCAAUGCUUUCUUGAUAGCAACUUGAAGCUAUGACUUAUAUAGUUGUAAGUCAUAAUUAUGACAUUUGGAAACUUAUCCUAACAUAUUCUAUA
Zingiber officinale is the source of this 780-nucleotide messenger RNA. RefSeq names its product putative D-cysteine desulfhydrase 1, mitochondrial. Gene Ontology annotation, molecular function: D-cysteine desulfhydrase activity. The annotation marks the transcript as partial. The record is from RefSeq and is a predicted model, not a curated record. NCBI's taxonomy places the organism in Eukaryota, Viridiplantae, Streptophyta, Magnoliopsida, Zingiberales, Zingiberaceae. The transcript has 6 exons.